AGUCUACCUUCCCUCUCCUGCAAUAAACAUCGACUGUUAACUUGCUGCAGAGAUUGAAGCUCUUCAUUAACGAUGAAUACAUUUUUCUCAACAGCACUAGUUGGUUACGGUUUUAUUAUUAUCGCAACUUCGGUGUCCGGCACCUACGUUUGGAAUGGUAACAGAUAUGUAGAAUGCAACUGUAAUCGCAGGGCUUAUCGUUGUGAGUGGGAUCCUAUACUAUACCAACAGACUGGAAGUGGUACACGGUGUUUAGAUUGUGUCGGCAAUACAGAGGGAGUACACUGUGAGAAAUGUAAGGAAAAUCACUACUCUCUGAGACCAGGAGGACACUGUCAGCCUUGCAGAUGCAACCCUCUGGGUUCAACAGGUAGUAGUUGUGAUGAGUAUGGUCGAUGUAGGUGUAAACCUGAAGGUGUGAUUGGAGACAAAUGUGAUAAAUGCCAGCCUGGGUUUUACUCAUUAUCAAGCACUGGUUGCAAACGCUGUACAUGUAAUAUGGCUGGUGUUACCGAGAUCUGUGAUGUUGAAACAGGAAGAUGCACCUGUAAAUAUAAUGUGGAAGGGACCAACUGUAACCGGUGCAAGCCAGGUUAUUACAACCUUCAUCCAGACAACCCCAUGGGAUGCUCGGCAUGUUUCUGCUUUGGGCAUUCGUCCAUCUGCAAGGUGGAAGAUGGAUAUACGAAGGCGUGCAUAACCUCUACCUUCGAUUCAGAUUAUGAAGGAUGGAAAGCACAGCACCGGGAAAGUGGCGAUCUCCCAAUAAUGAGGUCAUCAUCAUCACGUGACAUUAUUGUUGAAGGCAAAGAUGACUACCCAAUAUUCUUUGUUGCUCCAGCCAAGUUCUUGGGAAAUCAAGUGCUGAGCUACGGACAGAACCUUUCCUUCACAUUCUAUGUGGAAAGCAAUGGUGCCUACCCAUCAGUUGAAGAUCUGAUCCUGGAAGGAGACGGUCAAACAUUGACUACUCAAGUCAAUGCACAAAAUAAUCCAAUCCCUUCUACGACAAAGCACACAUUCAACUACAGACUCCAUGAGGGUUUAGAGUAUGGAUGGAAGCCAUUUUUAACUUCCUUUGACUUCCAGCGGGUGCUCAGCAACCUCAAGGCCAUCAAAAUCCGUGGCUCAUAUAACAGGCAAAGCGCUGGACACCUCGAUAAUGUGUCUCUCCACACAGCCAGACCUGGUACUGGAAGUCCUGCUCAGUGGGUAGAGAAAUGUACAUGUCCAACAGGCUAUGAGGGACGAUUCUGUGAGAAAUGUGCAAGAGGCUUUACAAGGCAAAGACGCAAACUUGGAGGUUUUAGCAAGUGCGUGCCAUGUGCCUGUCAAGGCUCUAGUAGUACCUGUGAUGCAGAAACUGGUUCCUGCUUCUCCAAUGACCCUCCCAGGAAUUGCCCACAUGGUUAUUAUCCUGAUGCUACUGAACCAAGAGGCUGUAGAAUUUGUCCUUGUCCAAGAGGUACAGGGUGCUCUGUGACACCAGGAACAACAGAGGUGGUAUGUGUGGGCUGUCCAGCAAAAACCAUGGGUAACCGAUGUGAAAUGUGUGAGGAGGGAUACUUUGGUAACCCACAGGCAGGUAGAUCCUGUCAACCUUGUAGAUGUAACAACAAUGUGGAUCCCAAUUCAGUUAGCAAUUGUGAUCGGUGGACCGGGGAAUGUCAAGAAUGCCUGUACAACACUGCAGGACAUCACUGUGAGAGAUGCAAGAAAGGAUUUUAUGGAAAUGCUCUUGCCUCCAAUCCUACUGAAAAGUGCAAACCUUGUAACUGUGACCCAAGUGGUUCUUGGUCCUUACAGUGCAGAGAUGAUGGAACAUGUGAUUGCAAGUCAGGAGUCUUUGGAGCUAAAUGUAACCAGUGUGCAGGGGACACCUAUUACAAUAGCACCACAGGCUGCCAGGAGUGCCCUAGCUGCUAUCAAGCUGUAAAAAGCAAGGUACUGAAACACAAGAAUGUAGUUAGAGAUUUAGAAAUUCUUAUCUCAAGAGUGAAGAUAAAUGGGAACCCUUCAAGUGACAAGGACUUUGAUGAAAGAUUGAGGAAAGCAUCAGUGGUCCUCAACAGAAUGAUGACCGACGCUAAAAAAGCAGAAAUGGAUGAUGAAAACAACCUUGACCAAUUGAAAAAUCUUAACAAGAAGUUGGGUGUUGAGACAAGUCGCCUGAACAAUAUAGGGAAGUCAAUUGAUGAGACUCGGCGGUUGACAGUAUUGUAUGAAGAUCGCGUUCGGAGCACAGAGAGGUCGCUCAGCAAUGUCAGGACAAAGAUCCAGGAAAGCAGGACAGAACUGAGCCGAAUGCCAAGAUUACCUACAGGUCCUGUUGGAGGCCACAACUUGGCAGGUCUAGCAGAUGAGGCUCAAAGACUGGCAGAUAAACAUGUGAGAGACGCAGAUGACAUAGAACAAUUCAGCAGAACUGCCAACCAGUCAGCAUUUGCAGCCCUUGAAUUAAUUACCCAAGUAAUCAAAGAUGAUCAGAAGACCAUGGAGUCCAUCAAUCUAAUAAAUCAGCAGUCUAAACAAAUCAGUGACCUGGCAGAUGAACUAGAUGGACAAGCAAACAGAAUAGCCUCAAAAGCACAGAAAGUUAGUGAGAGGGCUCAGAGGAUUUACAAUGAGCUGAACAACAUCCCUACAAUUGACAUAGAUGCCCUUGAGGCUGAAGCAAAUGAGCUCCAGUUCAAAGAAAGUGCCAUCGGUCUUGAACUGAACGGGAAACUCGAAUUAUACGAAAGAUUGAAGAAUAAUGUGAUGGACUUCCAAAGUGAUGUCAGGAAAAUUUUAGACAAUGGAGAACUAGAGCAAAGGUCUGCUGACUUGUUAUACGCCAGAGCAAAUGCUGCUAAAUACCUGGCUGAAGAUGCUGUUAAAAAGGGCACAUCCACAUUGGAGCAAUUUGACCGUAUCUUAGCUAACUUGAGAGAUUUUAACACAAGAGUGAUCAGCAAUAAAACAGCUGCUGAAAAUGCUUUGAACAAAAUACCUGAUAUCAUCAAGACCAUUGAUGGUGCCAAUGUGAAAACUAGCCAGGCUGAGAAUCAACUGGGAAAUGCAGGAACAACUGCCAAUGAGGCACAGAGGAAAGCAAGGGAAACAAAUGCUAUUGCUGCUGAUGUUCUGAAGGGAGCUGUGAAAUCUUUAGAUGAUGCAGAUAUUGCACUAACUGAUAUUAGCCGACUGGAUGGUGAGGUGCAAGAUGUGUUUGAGCAGCUGAGACAUUUGCAGACAGAUGUGGAGAACAAACAGAGAUCAGUGCAUGGGGAUACUGUGAUGGCAGAGAUGAUCACAGACAAUGUAAAUGAUGCGACCAUGAAUGUAGCAGGUACACAGAAUUCCAUUAAAGGAACAAUGGAUUUGAUCAGCAACCUACUGAUUUCUAUGGGUAACUCAGCUGAGAUUGAUGCCACCAACUUACAACGUAUAGAAGCUUCUCUACAAAUCUCUAAAGACCAAUUGACAAAUGAGCUUCAAUUGAAGCAACAAGAAUUGCAGGAAGCUUCCAGAGAACAAAGAGAAGCAUUAGCAGCUUAUGAUCAAGAUAUUGAGGACAUUCGUGGAGCUAUUAAAAACCUAGAAAACAUUAGAGACACUUUACCUCUUGGAUGCUUCAAUACUGCAGCCAAUGAAAGGCCCUAAGUGCUUGACCUCUUCUGACAGAAGUUGUACUGCUAAAAUUAAUUGCGAAAAGUUUCUGUUUUAAGAAAAUCCUCAGCAAAAGACAUUCUAUGCAACACUUUACCAGCAUCAGACAGACAGAUAAGACAUGAAUACAUUAACAGCCUUUGCAAUAAUAAUUACUUUUAAGUUGAUACUUGAUUGAAUUAGAUGCCAAUUUCACCAUGUCCUUUCCAUUACUUAUUCUAUGUCGCAUGUGUUGCACUAUUGCUAUGGUGCUAUAUUCAACUAUUCCCACUCAUGUCUAACCAGGUUGCUGUAAAAAGAAAAUAAUUUAUUUUUCAGAGGUAGUCAACUAUAAGAAACCGGACCAGAUAUUUAUGAUCAAUUUUUCAUAUAUACAAAAUCCUGCAGCAUUGCAAGUUAUAGUUUACUGCUGCUGGGUCUGUGAUAUAUGAAGGCAAUACAAAACAGUAUUGCUUGUUUCAGUGCCAUACCUGUGCAUUUAUUCUGACACUAUCAUUAAUAUUUGAAAUCCACCUCUUACAACAGUAGCUGAAAGCCAAUAUGUCUCGUGAAAUACAGUCUGGAUCCUUUGGCGGCCUAUGGAUUAUUUGUACAGAUAAUUGGCUGCUCCAAUGGCUGCUGUUAUCGUGCUGUCUGUGUGAAUUGUAAGAGUGGCCAGUACUAAAAACCGAUUUAACAAGGACAACCAAAAUAACUCCUAGAAAUCUACUGUACUUGUAUUGGAUGUUGACUGGACUAGUUGGGAUGCAGUGAGAAGGAGGAAGGAGGGAGGAAGAGAAAUCAGCCAAGUUUCCUUUCCUGAUUGCGACCUAUUUCCAGAGUUGUUUUAUUCUUUAUAAAAUGUAGAUGCUGCUGUCAAAGCCAACAUUUGUUGUCCAAUACCAUUGCCCCUGUGGCUGACUGACUCUAUUGAUGUUCCCCCUCGACACUAAUGCGUGAAAAGUAGCCACCCUUAGUGAAUUAUGGGAAACCUACUGGUUCCUGGGGAGUUGCUGCCAAAUGAAUUUCAGAAAAAAAGCAACAUUGGAGUCAGGUGGAGAAAAUGCAAGAAAUGAAAAUUGGUGAAAACUGUGCCCCACAUAGGCUGUACUUAUUUAGGUUUCACUGUUUAAACCUCAUGUAGACUGACUGCUUUAGUCUUUACCCAAAAUGUUGGUUUUUAUUAAAUUUGCAAAAUCAACCAAAAACUAACCAAUCAUUGAAAUGCAGCAUUUUAGGCACAUGACUCUCAGCUGGUUUAUCUCCUAAAGCAUAUUUCUGAGAUUUUAAACCUCCAGCCCCAAAGAUAGAUUUGGUGGCAUGUUUGCUUCUGCAUUUCAUUCGCUGCUCCAAGUGUUGCCCUUUUCUUUUUCUUCUUCCUCUGAAGGCAGAGAAACAACCAGUUUGGCCUCCUGCAGACUGUAUGGGAUUGCAUGCUGCUGCAACAUGAACUCCAACCUAAGUGUAGAGACAAAUGAGGUUAUAUGGAAGGGGGACAAAAUAGGAGUUAAUGGCUUGAUUCAAUACUGAGAUGAAACAUAAAUUAUGGGAAUGGAAAUUCAGCCUGACACUAACCAAAGGUUGGUCUUUCAUCUAUAACUCAUGCAGGUUUUACAUUCUAGAUAUUUAGACAGACUAGAAAGUGACUGAAUAUAUGGAUGUGGUAACGCAUGUUUUAAAUCGGGACAAUUGUUUGAGAAUGUAUCUUUCUAUCUAUCUAUCUAUCUAUCUAUCUAUCUAUCUAUCUAUCUAUCUAUCUAAUCUUUAAUAUAUAUAGAAGCAAAUAGACUGACUUGUAUUUUGACUAUUUUGACCACUGUGUGCAUGCUUUGUUAGAAAUUUUAGGUCAAUGCUGGUUAAAGAUUAAUGCAGAAGUGUUCUGACACACUUUACCCACUGAACUCAAUUAGAACAGAGGAAUUAUGAGAUGGAAAAUGGCCGAUUACAUUUAGUUUGCCGUCUAGUGUCAUAAUUUAAUGAUAGUAGAGUUAAUGAUUAAUUAAAGAAUUCAAUCUCUUGCUAUGUAUAGUAAAGCCAGAAAUAACUAGGGAGACUCUGUGAUGGAUGAUUAAGAGUUAAAAAUCCAAAAUUGCCGUCCAUCUGCACAAAUUGCAAAUGAAACUCAUUACAUUUAUAGAGGAGUUUAGUUUUUCAUGUGGGCCAAAUUCUGAGAGACAACACAUUCUCCUCAUGUCACCACACAGCUAACAUUACAUUUUGUCCAGCCCAUCUGCCAGAUGUUCAUAGCCAGAGCUAUGUCUUGUUUGCUGAUGAUAUCCCUCUUGUCAUCCUUUCUACUUAAAUCUUUACUACUGAAAUUAUUACAAAUCUUCAAUAGCAAGGAAACAUAAGGAGCUGAUUAGAGAGAUUAGAUUAGAUUAGCUAAGUGUUGAAACAGGCCAUUUGGACCAACAAGUCCACACUGACCCUCUGAAGAGCAAUGUAUUAUAUGUUAGCAAAAUUGUAGAUGCUUUCACAACAUGUUACUAUCCAUACUGAUGAGAGUUAUUCCUCUCUUAGCAAUAUUUAGUCAUUUAGCAUCCACCUGCUUGUCUUCUAGUGCCAUAGUUUGGAAAGGCAACACAAUUUCUAGUAUAUGUAUGUAAACAUUUGCAGGGGCAUAGGAAUGAGUAGAGGGUUGGGACUAAUUGGACUGUUCUUUUUAAGAGCUAUCAUAGAUACAAUGGGUCAAAUGACCUUCUUUGGUGCUGAAUGCUUAUGUUCUUUUGGAGCUAGAAUAUUAGUCAAUAGUCAAGUGGGAGCAGGGGGGAACUGGAUUGAGAUUAGGAAACCUGGAAGAAUAUUUCCAUUCGUGCCCUAUUAAAUAUAUUUUCUCUGUUCUAAACCAAUUGAGGGGUUAUGUAGCUAACAACAGAUUGGCCUUUACCAAAUCUGUAACCAGGGAAUAUAAAGGAGGAAAUGUGGGGUCAGAGGCCAGGAUUUAGUUGCGUGGGGAUUAGAGGUGUGUAUGAGAUCAGGAAUUGGGGUGGCAUAACGUGGGUAAUUGAAAGUAUCAUUGACAAGGCUGGAGGCUUUAGGGCGAUCAGAAGGGCUGUACGGAGAGGCCAAUCUUGUGGAUUUAGCAAUGUCAAUAGUCUGGUAGAUUAUAAGUAUAAAAGAUGUGAAUCUCAGGUCAGACAUUGCAUUUUAGAUGUGAGGCCUUGUUCAGAGUCUGUCUAUGUCCUAACCUGGAGCCAGACUGGUUUUAUUUCCAAAGUAGGAAUUUAUAAAAUGCUACAUUGAGCAACUGUCUACAGGUUGUGUACUUUUUGAACAAAAUAGAAUGUAUCUGCAAUACAAAUUUGCAAAUGCAAAUUCACCCCAUAGACUUCUAUGU
This is a messenger RNA of Chiloscyllium plagiosum (whitespotted bambooshark), 6967 nucleotides long. RefSeq names its product laminin subunit gamma-1-like. Gene Ontology annotation, cellular component: basement membrane. Lineage: Eukaryota; Metazoa; Chordata; Chondrichthyes; Orectolobiformes; Hemiscylliidae. Gene Ontology annotation, biological process: axon guidance; tissue development; animal organ morphogenesis. The record is from RefSeq and is a predicted model, not a curated record.